Orycteropus afer afer is the source of this 4290-nucleotide messenger RNA. RefSeq names its product treacle ribosome biogenesis factor 1 (gene TCOF1). The record is from RefSeq and is a predicted model, not a curated record. Lineage: Eukaryota; Metazoa; Chordata; Mammalia; Tubulidentata; Orycteropodidae. Gene Ontology annotation, molecular function: protein binding. Bases 1 to 4290 code for a protein of 1429 amino acids. The transcript has 25 exons.
AUGGCCGAGGCCCGGAAGCGGCGGGAGCUGCUUCCCUUAAUCUACCAGCAUCUUCUGCAAGCCGGCUAUGUUCGCGCAGCGCGGGAAGUGAAGGAGCAGAGCGGCCAGAAAAGUUUCCCAACUCAGCCGGUAACCCUUCUGGACAUCUACACGCACUGGCAACAAACCUCAGAGGUCGGCCGAAAGCGGAAAGCAGAGGAUGAUGCAGCACUGCAGGCCAAGAAGACCCGCGUGUCAGACCCCAUUAGCAGCUCUGAGAGCUCAGAAGACGAGGAGGAGGCAGAAACCGAGACUGCCAGUGCCAGGAAGACCCCAAGACUAGUGUCUGCCAACCCCUCAGUCAUGGGGAUGGAUUUGCCAUCGAGCAUGAAAGAACAAUCCAAGGCAGACACCAGGAAAGCCAGCAAGAUGGUGAACUCUAUACCACACCCUGCCUCAGGAAAGACAGUGGCCCACCUCCUCUCUGGGAAGUCACCCAAGAAGUUGACAGUGCCCUUGACAGAUACCACCUUGGUCUCAGAAACUGAGGAGGAGGGCAGUACCCCAGCUGUCAGAGUCACUGCCAAGCCUGGGGUGGUUGAUCAAGGCGACAGCUCCAGCGAGGACACCUCCAGCUCAAGCGACGAGACAGAUGUGGAGGUAAAACCUUCAGUGGAAACCCCUCCUGCCAAAGCCUUGCCAAUCAAAGCUUCACCAGUCCUUUCCAAGGAUCCUUCAGGGAGAGGGGCAGCCCCAGCCUCUGGAAAGGUGGGGGAUGUGACAGCCCAGGUCAGAGGAGGCACCUUACCUCCAGCCAACAAGGCCAAAAAGCCUGAAGAGGAGUCAGAGAGCAGCGAGGAGGAGUCUGAGAGUGAUGAGGAGGCCCCUGCAGAAACCCCCAGCCAGGUAAAGGCCUUGGGGAAAACUUCCCAGGUCAGAGCUGCCUCAGCCACUGCCAAGGGGCCUCCUGGGAAAGGGGCUGCCACAACCGCCCCUGUAAAGGCUGAAGCCACCUGGGCCAAGACAGGGAGGCCAGAGCAGGACUCAGAGAGCAGCAGUGAGGAGGAGUCGGACAGUGAGGAGGAGACAUCUGCAGCCAUGGCCCCACUUCAGGCGAAACCCUCUGGGAAAGCCCCCCAGGUCAGAGAUGCCUUAGCCCCUGCCAAGGGGUCUCCUGUUAAAGGGGUUGCUGCACCAACACCCCCUGGGAAGAUAGGGCCUGCAGCUGCUCAGGCAGGGAAGCCAGAGGAGGAUUCGGACAACAGCAGCGAGGAGUCAGACAGUGAGGAGGACACGCCUGCAGCCAAGACUCUAACUGCAAAACCUUCUGGGAAAAACCCCCAGGUCAAACCCACCUCAGCCCUGGGUACAGGGACUUCAGGAAAAGUGGUCGUUCCAGUGCCCUCUAGGAAGGCAGGGUCUGUAGUGCCCCAGGCCCAAGUGGGGAAGCCGGAGGAGGACUCAGAGAGCAGCAGCGAAGAGGAGUCGGACAGUGAUGGGGAGACAUCAGCAGCUGUGACUCAGCCAAAGCCCUCAGAAAAAAACGUCCAGUUCCGACCUGCUGCAGGUCCCACCAAAGGCCCCCUGGGCCAAGGGGCUACUCCAACACCUCCUCCCAAGGCAGGGCCUGCAGCCACCCAGGUCAAGGCUGAGAGGCCCAAGGAAGAGUCAGAGAGCAGUGAGGAGUCGUCUGACAGCGAGGAGGAAGUGCCAGCAGCUGUGACUCUGGCCCAGGCAAAACCGGCCAUGAAAACUCCCCAGACCAAGGCCUCCCCAAGGAAAAGCACCCCUGCAUCUACCAAGGUCCCCCCAGUACGAGUGGGGACUCCAGCCCCUUGGAAAGCAGGAACAACAACUUCUCCAGCCUCCACAGCAUCCCCAGCUAUGGCUAGGGGUGCCCAGAGGCCAAAGGAGGAGUCUUCUUCGAGCAGUGAGGAGGAGAGUGAGGAGGAGGAGACAGCUUCUGCAGCAGCAAUGGGGCAGGCAAAGUCUGUGGAGAAAAGCCUCCAAGGGAAAGCUGCCUUGGCCCCUGCCAAGGGGCCUGUAGGGCCUGGGACCACCCCAGUCCUCCCUGGGAAGGCAGGGUUUACAGCCGCCCAGAUCAAAACUGAGAAGUACGAAGACUCAGAGAGCAGUGAGGAGGAAUCACACAGUGAGGAGGCACCCUCAGCCAUGACUGCAGCACAGGUGAAGGCCUCAGUGAAAAUUCCUCAGACCAAAGCCAGCCUAGCUUCUUCCAGAGUGUCUUCAGUCAAAAGGGCAGCAUCAGCUCCUGGAAAAGUGAACACUGCAGAUACGCAAGCCGAACUGGUGUCCCCAACCAAGGUAAAGCCACCAGUGGGAACUCCCCAAAGCAGUGCCGUCUUGGUGCAGGGCCAGGUGUCUGGACCAGCUGUGGGGAAGGCAGUGGCUGUAGCAGCCCAGGCCAAGACAGGGGCAUUCAAGGGGUCCCAGGAAGAAGACUCAGACAGCAGUGAGGAGACACCAGCGCAGGUGAAGCCAUCAAGGAAAGCUCCCCAGGUCAAAACAGCCUCAGCCUCCACCAAAGGGACCCCAGGGAAAGGGGCUGUCCCAGAACCCCCUGGAGAAAUAGAGCCUGCAGCCACUCAGGCAGGGAAGCCAGAGGAGGACUCAGACAGCAGCAGCGAGGAAGACUCAGACAGUGAGGAUGAGGCACCAGCAGCUGUGACAUCCGCCCAGGUGAUUAAACCCCCUCUGAUUUUUGUCGACCCUAAUCGUAGUCCAGCUGGCCCAGCUGCUACCCCCGCACCAGCCCAGGCUGCAAGCGCCCCAAGGAAGGCCCGGGCCUCAGAGAGCACAGCCAGGAGCUCCUCCUCCGAGAGUGAGGAUGAGGACGUGAUCCCUGCUACCCAGUGCUCGACUCCUGCCAUUAGAACCAAUGUGAUGCCUGUACCUACUGCCCGACCAGUGACAGCCCCCAAUGCCAGUGGUGCUGGGGCCAGCAACAGCAAGGAGUCCAGAGGUGUGGCAGAAAGCAAGCAGCAGAUGGCGCCGGCCCCUCAGGUGACAAAGAAGAACCCGGCUUCCCUCCCACUGACCCAGGCUGCACUGAAGGUCCUUGCCCAGAAAGCCAAUGAGACCUGGUCUCCCACUGCAAGGACCCAGCCUUCAAGUGGGGUUGGCAGUGCUCUAGGAAAGUCCUCUGUGCAGAGUGCCCAGAGCAGUCCCGUCCAGGCAAGAGGGACCAACAAGGUCGGAAAACCCAAGCUUCCUGAGGCCCAGCCAGCCACAGCCACACCCUCAGGAGGCCCCAAAGCCAAGGCCUCUGGGACUUCAGAUGACAGCGAGGACAGCAGUGACAACUCUUCAGAGAGUGAGCAGGAUGUUGAGGGGACCCAGAUGGCCAAGUUGGCACACAGACCGGCUCCAGUGCCCUCCAGGAAGGAGACCUUGGUGGAAGAGACCACAGAGUCCAGUGAGGAUGAGGUGGUGGAGCCUUCCCAGUCUCUCCUCUCAGGUUAUGGGACUCCUGGGUUCACCCUGGCCAGUGUCCAGGCUUCAAAAGCCAUGCCCAGGCUCAACCCCUCAGUUUCCUCUACUCCGGUCACCAAAGAUGGCCCAGAUGGCAAACUGGAGACAGAGCCCCAACAAGCAGCUGCCACGAUGUCCCUUAAAACAGGCAGAAGAGAGGCCACCUCAGGUACAAAGCCUCAGAAGCCUCGGAAGCCCAAGAAGGGGGCUGUGAACCCCCAAACUUCAACACUGGCUUUGCAGAAUGACAUCACCCAGCGCCUCCUGAGCGAGCCCUGGCCCCUGAGCGAGGCCCAGGUGCAGGCGUCCGUGGCAAAGGUCCUGGCAGAGCUGCUGGAGCAGGAAAGGAAGAAGGCUGCAGAUGCCGCCAAGGAGAGCAGCAAGAAGGCCUGGGUGGGCCUCAAGCGGAAGUUGUCAGGCGACCAGCCAGCUGCCAGCACCCCCAAAAGCAAGAAGAAAAAGAAGCUGGCAGCGGGGGUGGGUGGGGAGAGUGCUGUUUCCCUAGAAAAACCCCCCAGGACUCCCAAAGGGAAAUCAAAGAGAGACAAAGCAAAAGCAAGCGACACCAUGAAAGAGAAGAAGGGGAAGGGACUUCCUGGCUCCCGAGAGGCCAAAGAAAAGCCAGAAGGGGGUCUGUGUAUGGUGGAGGGUGGAGACCAAGGCAACCCAAACACCAAGAAGGAAAAGAAGAAAUCUGACAAGAAAAAAAAAGACAAGGAAAAGAAAAAGAAAACAAAAAAGACCUCAGCCAAAGACCAUGACUCCCCAUCCCAAAAGAAAAGGAAAAAAAAGAAGAAGACAGCAGAGCAGACUGCCUGA